GAGGGUUUUCCGACAGAGAUAUAAUCUUCUUUCUGCAUCUUCUUCCUCCUUUCUCUGCUUUCUUCUUUUGUUGCGGCAGAGAAGCCACGCAGCUGCGUCGUUUUUGUUCAGAUCUCUGUGUGUGUGUGUGAGAGAGAAAGAGAGUUAUCGCGGUGGAGAAGAUGAGCAGCAAGGUCGGCGGUGGCGGUGUAAGUGUCGGAGGGAGGAAGGGCAAUAAUGGAGUUUCGAAUAUCCCGUCGGGGUCGAGGAAGAUGGUUCAGAGCUUGAAGGAAAUCGUGAACUUUCCCGAAGCCGAGAUCUACGCCAUGCUCAAGGAGUGCAACAUGGAUCCUAACGAAGCCAUCAAUCGUCUCCUCUCCCAAGAUCCUUUUCAUGAAGUUAAGAGCAAAAAGGACAAAAAGAAAGAGAAUAAGGAUACAACAGACUCCCGGGCACGUGGUGCUAAUAACACUUAUAACCGCGGGGUUAGAGGUGGUUCUGAUCGUUAUGCUGGACGAGGUGGUGCGACACAUUUCAGCUCUAACGAAUCUCGGAAUUUCCAAGGAAAAUCGACGAACAAGAAAGAAAAUGUAACACAGGGUUAUGCAUGGCCUACAUCAUCUGCCUCUGGGGUAGAGGGACGCCAUCAGCCAUUGCACAGUGAUUUUGUUGCCAUGGAAAAUAAAAUGCUGUCUGUUUCUCUGACUGAUGGGAUACAGCCAUCACAGUCUGCUUCUGGACGUCAGACUGCAUGGUUUGGAGCUGCAGGCCAGAUGUCUAUGGCUGACAUUGUGAAGAUGGGUAGACCCCAAAACAAGACAACGAACCCCAGGCAGAAUGUUGAUACACGCCCUGAAGUAUAUAGUGAGCAUGACGUUGCAAAUCAACAUGUUCCUUUCAAGGAUGAAUGGCCCUCGAUUGAGAAGCCGGUAGCUGCUACCACCUCUUCUUUAUCAAAGGCACAGGCAGAGUCGGAGUUAUGUGCUGAUCCAUCUGGUAGAGGAGAUCAACCAUUUAAGGUCCAGUUAGAAGAGAUCCAUCAAUCAGAAAACGGUCCACUAGGGAAUCUUGGGAUAGAUCAACCGCGGCCUGAUUCUGUUUCUGGUAGAAGCGUUCAGGAAGAUGACUCUGGAGUUUCUUCUGAGUUUGAUGAUAAUUUAUACAAACAUGAAAUGCAGAGCCAUCUUGUUGAGCAUGAAAAAGAUGAAGACGGUACUUCAUUUGUCGCUACCAACCUUCAACAAUUAAGCAUAGAGAAUCAUGAUCAUGAAGCAUCGCACGGAGAGGACAGACCUGGUGUCAUAAUUCCAGAUCAUCUGCAAGUCCAUGCUCCGGAGUGUUCGCAACUAAGCUUUGGAAGUUUUGGAGGUUUUGGAUCAAGGCCUUUGAGCAACAACGGAGAAGAGGCUUCUGAUGAAGCCCCACAAAUUGAUCACUCAGAUUCUAGGAAUACUGAAUUCUACGAUGAUGAACAUAUUGCAAACACGAACAAUGGAGAUAUUGUCCACGAAGCUAAUCCAAGUACUGGAAAUCAUGAUACUUCAGAUUCUCAGCGAGAGAUUUUGGAGCAAGAACGCUCCGAAACUUCUCAGGGGCACCAGUACACUUUUGCUCAAUCUGAACCAGGAUAUGCAUAUGAAAAUGCUAAGCAGCAGCAGCAGCUGAAUACAGCCUUUGACGAAUCACGGACAAGCACCCAGAUGCAGAAUCUUGCUGCACUAUCGAAUGUGAUGCAAGGUUAUACAAGCACAAUUCCCAACUUGGCACAACCUGCACAGAGUGCGAGGGAGCUUGAGCUUCAGUACUCACCUUUCCCCAUUGCACAGUCCAUGACUUUGAGAAAUAGCAACAGUCCUCCAUUAAAUGGCCAAAGCAUUUCCAUGCCAGAGGCAAUGAGAGGCAGUGGUAUUUCUACAACGCAAUCUGUUCAACAAGCCUUACCAGGGGGGAAUAUUGCUACUGGACCGGCUCUUCCCCAGCAGCUAGCGAUGCAUCCAUACUCUCAACCGACCUUGCCUCUGACUCACUUCCCGAAUAUGAUGGGUUAUCCUUUGCUGCCUCAAAGUUACCCUUACAUGCCUUCGGCUUUCCAGCAAGCAUUUGCGGGUAACAGCUCAUACCACCAGUCUCUGGCCGCUUUGCUUCCGCAGUACAAAAACAGUGUUGCUGCAAGCAGUUUGCCUCAGACGGCAACAGGUGCUGCCCCCUCGGCUUAUGGGUUUGGAAAUUCGAGCAAUAUUGGAACUGGUAACUACCCUCUUAACCAACCGACAGCUCCUCCUACCGGGACGACACUUGGUUAUGGAGAUGUCUUGAGUUCACAAUACAAGGAGAUUAACCAUCUUCUGUCCCUCCAGCAGCAGCAGCAGAACGAGAACUCGGCCAUGUGGGUUCAUGGUCAUGGUGCCCAAACCAUGCCAGCCAUCCCGACCAACACAUACUACAACCUGCAAGCAGCACACCAUAACCAACAGGCAUCAUCGUCGUCGUCAUCCGGGUAUCAUCGACAUGCUCAUCAGCCGGAUUAUGGAUCUCUCGGCUACCCGAACUUCUACCAGUCCCAAACAGGGAUGUCUCUGGAGCAGCAGCAGCAGCAAAACCCUCGAGACGGCGGCUCACAAGGUCAGCCGCCCUCGAAGCAGAUCUGGCAAAACUCGUACUGAAAAAAAAGGGUUUCUUGAUCUUCGGUUUCGCUUUUUUUUUUCCGGGCUCGUGGUUUUUCGGGGGCUGCAUAGCCAUGGCUAUAUGAUAUGAUGAUGAUGAUGAUGAGCUCUGUUUGUGUCACCGGCUACGGAGCCUUCACCACGAGUGUAAUUUAUCAAACCAAUGCUCUGUUUUUAACUUAGGGAAACACGCAGAACUCUCUAAUCCAGUUCAACUCAAACUCCAAACAGUCUGUCUCCUCUCUCUCUCUCUCUCUCUCUCUCUCUGUGAAUAUUCAUCAUCAGUGAUGCUAAAUUUCUGUGGAAAAUUUUGGGUCAA
Messenger RNA from Tarenaya hassleriana, 2961 nucleotides. RefSeq lists its product as uncharacterized. The record is from RefSeq and is a predicted model, not a curated record. NCBI's taxonomy places the organism in Eukaryota, Viridiplantae, Streptophyta, Magnoliopsida, Brassicales, Cleomaceae. The transcript has 10 exons. Gene Ontology annotation, molecular function: protein binding. The coding region runs from base 162 to 2642 and encodes 826 amino acids.